AUGCGUCAUGUGCUGAAGCGUCGUCAGAUUCACUUCGCGGAGGUUCUGCGUGACAUCUACUUCACGACGAGCACCGUCUCGCUCGCCUUCCUCGUGCUCACCUUGUUCAUCUUCUCCUACUUCAAAUCUCUACAAUGCAGUCGGAUAUCUAUUCACAAGAACCUGGUGAUGUCGUUCAUCUUUCGGUUCAUUCUCAUCAUCAUAAUGUUUGAACCUUACAUAUCAUUACGGGAACAUUCGUACCGAGACGUGGACUGGCUGUGUAAAGUGUUCACUGUUUUAAGGAAGUACACGAUCAUGGCGAACUUCUCGUGGAUGUUCGUGGAGGGUCUGUUUCUACACAACCGACUCGCCGUGUCCGUCUUCAGCACGGAGGCGCCGUUCGUCCUCUUUUAUGUGAUAGGCUGGGGUAUUCCCGCCAUUAUAACGACCACGUGGGCCGUCCUGAUGGAGUUCUACAAUGACGAACCGUGCUGGCAGGAGCACAACCUCUCGCCCCUCAUCUUUAUAAUAUAUGCUCCAAUACUGAUCACGCUUGUUAUCAAUUGUGCAUUCUUGGUGAAUAUUAUUCGUAUUCUUAUAACGAAAUUACGAGCUCACAAUGCUAUAGAGACAGCAAGGAUCAGAAAAACAAUCAAGGCAACUGUGGUAUUGCUACCAUUACUCGGUAUAAUAAAUCUGUUGUUUCUGCUAAAACCGGACGCAACAGAGGGUUCGUUAAUGGAGGCCUACAGGGUGAUCAACUCCAUUCUACCGGCAUGUCAGGGUAUUUUCGUCGCCCUUCUCUACUGUUUUAUGAAUAGUGAAGUUAGAUCGGUGAUAAAAAAGAAGUGGUACAGAUUUCGACUGAGCCGCUCAUGGUCGUCCCAUGCACGCCGUCGGACCUCAAGGACGUCGUCCUACUUCCUCUCCCAAAGCGAGAGCGGACUGUCCCCGUUAAAUCGGACGACAACACCCUUAUGAUGCUAAAACAAAAUGGCGGCAACAAAAUACCAAAAGAUGACGUCGCCGGAAGUACACCUUUACUUGACUUUUUUUUCAGAGUUUCAUAAGUAGCCUUUUGUACAGUCUAUGGAGCGCUUACAUUUAUUUUUACCAUUUGUUUGUUACAUUUGUUUCAUUAAA
Gigantopelta aegis is the source of this 1125-nucleotide messenger RNA. Its product is annotated as calcitonin gene-related peptide type 1 receptor-like. The transcript has 10 exons. Bases 1 to 963 code for a protein of 320 amino acids. Lineage: Eukaryota; Metazoa; Mollusca; Gastropoda; Neomphalida; Peltospiridae. The record is from RefSeq and is a predicted model, not a curated record. Gene Ontology annotation, biological process: adenylate cyclase-modulating G protein-coupled receptor signaling pathway; cell surface receptor signaling pathway. Gene Ontology annotation, cellular component: plasma membrane. Gene Ontology annotation, molecular function: G protein-coupled peptide receptor activity.